Molecule: messenger RNA, 1608 nt
Organism: Cucurbita moschata (crookneck pumpkin)
Lineage: Eukaryota; Viridiplantae; Streptophyta; Magnoliopsida; Cucurbitales; Cucurbitaceae
Product: flavonoid 3'-monooxygenase
Exons: 3
Coding region: 31-1584 (517 amino acids)
Molecular function (GO): heme binding; monooxygenase activity; oxidoreductase activity, acting on paired donors, with incorporation or reduction of molecular oxygen
Source: RefSeq, a predicted model, not a curated record
GCUGCCCAGACCAAUACCAUUAAAAAUAUCAUGGACGAAAUCUCCCUCUUCUUCUCUGCCGCCAUAACCUUGGCCUCCGUCGUCCUCCUCUACCGCCUUUUAUUCCACCAACGAAAUUCCCGAUCUCUCCCUCUCCCGCCGGGCCCGAAACCAUGGCCUAUAGUCGGAAACUUACCGCAAAUUGGCGGAGCGCCUCUCCACUCCCUCCUCGCCGACAUGUCCGGAGAGUACGGACCUCUGAUGUACCUCCGAUUUGGCUCUGUCGAUGUCGUUGUCGCGGCAUCGGCAGCAAUAGCAGAGCAAUUCUUGAAGAUUCGAGACACUAAUUUCCUCAGCCGGCCGCCGAACGCCGGCGCUAAAUAUAUAGCUUAUAAUUAUCAGGACAUGGUUUUUGCACCGUAUGGUCCACGGUGGCGGUUACUCCGGAAGAUCAGUGCCGUCCAUCUGUUCUCCUCAAAAGCCCUAGAGGAUCAUCGGCGUGUACGCGAGGAGGAGGUGGGGGUGCUGGUACAGGCCCUUGCAAGGUCCGGAGAGGCACCGGCCACCUUGGGGAGUUUGCUCACCGUGUGCACAGCCAAUGCCCUCGGGCGGACGAUGAUCGGCCGACGUGUUUUCGGCGAUGGAAGUGGCGGUGGCGAUCCAAUGUCAGACCAGUUUAAGGCGAUGGUAGAGCAAGUCAUGAUUCUGUCCGGAAAGUUCAACCCCGGCGACUUUUUCUCGUGGCUUGAGUGGCUUGAUUUGCUGGGCGUGGCUGGAGAGAUGAAAAAGGUCCACAAAUGGUUCGAUGAUUUAAUGUCCAAGAUCCUGGAGGAGCACCGAAAUUUAUUGGCCACCGGCGGCGGCGGUGAGCACCAAGACUUGCUGAGCACGCUUCUGUCCACGAGGGAUCGCGCUAAAGAUGAAAACGAGAAGCUCAAUGACACUGAGAUCAAAGCUUUGCUAUUGAAUAUGUUCACAGCUGGAACCGACACGUCAGCAAGCACAGUCGAAUGGGCCUUGGCGGAGCUCAUCAGACACCCAAAGAUGAUGUACCAGGCCCAACAAGAACUGGACUCUGUAGUGGGCCGUGAUCGGGUAGUUUCCGAUCUAGACCUGCCGAAGCUCGGCUAUCUCCAAGCGGUGGUGAAGGAAACAUUCCGGCUCCACCCACCAACGCCGCUCUCCCUCCCCCGCAUGGCUGCCGAGAGCUGCGAAAUCAGCGGCUACCAUAUCCCUAAAGGCUCCACUCUGUUGGUGGACGUAUGGGCCAUCAGCCGUGACCCAAAAGAAUGGACCAGCCCACUCGAGUUUAGGCCCGAUAGGUUCCUCCCCGGUGGCGAGAAGGCCCACGUCGAUGUGAAGGGAAAUGACUUCGGGGUGAUUCCGUUUGGGGCUGGACGGAGGAUCUGCGUUGGGAUGAGUAUGGGCCUGAGAAUGGUCCAGAUGUUAACUGCCUCGCUGGUCCAUUCGUUUGAUUGGGCCUUACCUAGCGGGCUUUCGCCCGGUGAGUUGAACAUGGACGAGGCCUUUGGACUGACUCUGCGUCGGGCCCAGCCCUUGGUUGCGCAUCCUCGGCCCAGAUUAUCGCCUGGAGUUUAUCAAUGAUGGCCUUCGAUGCGUGACUUCUUA